Messenger RNA from Striga hermonthica, 813 nucleotides. Lineage: Eukaryota; Viridiplantae; Streptophyta; Magnoliopsida; Lamiales; Orobanchaceae. The record is from the annotation of a GenBank genome assembly.
AUGGACUCACCAUUGCAAGAACUUGGGCUUUUAGCGAUGGCGUCUACAGACCUUUACAGAUCAGCCCUGUCUGUUGUUAACAGACGCAACACGAUUACUGGAGUCGUUUACAAGAAUGACCCGACAAUUAUGGCGUGGGAACUGAUGAAUGAGGCAAGAUGUACUUCAGAUCCAUCAGGCAGGACUAUUCAGGCCUGGAUACAAGAGAUGGCUUCUUAUGUGAAGUCCAUUGAUCAAAAUCAUUUGCUAGAAGCUGGAUUAGAAGGUUUUUAUGGUCGAUCGUCAAAACGAAUGACCGGUAUAAAUCCGGGUUCUAACCUCGGGACUGAUUUUAUAACAAACAAUUUGAUUCAUGAGAUCGAUUUUGCGACCGUCCACUCGUACCCGGAUAUAUGGCUGCCGAGCUUCAGUGAACAACAGCGGCAUUCUUUCCUAAACAAAUGGCUCAACACGCAUAUUCAAGAUGCUCACGCUAUUCUGGGGAAGCCCCUUCUCUUUGCGGAAUUUGGGAAAUGUUCGAAAGAUCGAAAUUUCGAGCCCAGCCAAAGGGACAAGUUCUUCUACUUGGUGUAUUCGAGGAUUUAUAAAUCGGCCAGUCGAGGUGGAGUGGCUGCAGGUGGCCUUUUCUGGCAGCUUUUGGCGGACGGCAUGGAUUCUUUUCAAGACGGCUGUGGAAUAAUCCUCGACAAAGAUCGUUCGACUGCCAACGUGAUAGCCCACGAGGCUUUCAAGAUGUACCGUGUUCGAAAAACGUUUUCGAGGGUGAUGAGGUACCGAAUGUGGAGUCGGGCUCGGGCGAGGAGGAACCCGUGA